This is a messenger RNA of Scaptodrosophila lebanonensis, 1558 nucleotides long. It is a transcript of the gene sand, whose product is annotated as potassium channel subfamily K member 15. Gene Ontology annotation, molecular function: potassium ion leak channel activity. Gene Ontology annotation, cellular component: membrane. The transcript is spliced from 8 exons. Lineage: Eukaryota; Metazoa; Arthropoda; Insecta; Diptera; Drosophilidae. The record is from RefSeq and is a predicted model, not a curated record. The coding region runs from base 282 to 1499 and encodes 405 amino acids. Gene Ontology annotation, biological process: potassium ion transmembrane transport; stabilization of membrane potential.
UUCGGAGCCAGCGCGCAAGCACGUCGGAGUCACAAUCCCAGAGUGUGGCAAUGAAAUAAUGUGAUGUUGGUUUAAAAAUAAAACAAACAGAAAAUGCCGCAACUUAGACAAGGGAAUAACAAAGCUCAAUCAGUUUCAAUGAACAAAACGCCAAAAUCAAAGCAUGUCCCAGCUAACGCGGUCGCCAAAAGGACGCAAACCCAAACGCUGUAACAGAGUCAACUGCCCUAGCUGCAUUGUGGGGCAGUGUUUGAGGAAAUUCACAAAAUACCGACGCAGAGAUGUCCUCGAGGCGCAGUUCCUUCCGGCGCAGGGACAAGCCGCCAUUCGAGCGCUUCAAGGAUCACUUUCGCCAGUUUACUGCUUUUAUGUUUAGUAAUGUGGGGAUUAUACUGCUAGUUAUUUUCUAUACCAUUGGAGGUGCCUUCAUAUUCCAAGCGAUAGAAAUAUUCGAAAACGAAAGACAAAAAACAGUCAAGCCAGUUCGAAUACGCAAUGAGACGAGCGAUUGUCUAGCACGCAUCUGGGAGCUAACAGCCGAAAACAUAAGCUUUUUCGAUCGCAAUGCCUAUAGACAGCGGGUCAAUGAGGCACUACUCAUCUAUCAAAGGUCCGUAGUAAAAAAACAACUGGACGGCCCAGAUGUCGAUCAUCAGUGGAGCUUCUCUGGUUCAUUCCUGUACUCACUGACGGUAAUUACCACCAUUGGCUAUGGCAAUAUCGCUCCACGUUCCAUCUGGGGUAAACUGGUAACAAUAUUGUAUGCCAUCAUUGGCAUGCCGCUGUUUCUGCUUUACCUGUCCAACAUCGGUGAUGUUUUGGCAAAAUCGUUCAAAUGGAUCUACAGCAAAGUGUGCUUGUGUCGGAUCUGCCCGGGCGUAGCAAAACGCCGCAUAAUACGGGAACGUCGCAAGAUGCGACAGCUGGCCAGAGCGAUGCGGCUGCACGAAAUGGAAAAUGCUCAGGGCACUAGUGGCAGUAGCAGCCAUUCCUACUCCAGCAGCACACCAAGCAGCGCCAGCAUGACCGAAAGCCCCGAAAGUACCAGCGAAUACACAAAAAGCUCAUUGCAAACAUCCAGUACUCUUGAGGCUUCCUUUAGUGGUGAGCUGGAUUCGGAUAUAGAGCGUGAGAUUCGCGGCAGUACGGAUGAGAUUACUGUGCCAUUGACAGUGUGUGUGUUUGUUAUGGUCAGUUAUAUUCUUUCAGGUGCUAUUCUGUUCGGCCGAUGGGAGGAGUGGGACUACUUGGAUGGCAGCUACUUUUGCUUCAUCUCGCUGAGCAGCAUCGGCUUUGGCGAUUUAGUGCCAGGCGACCGCGUGGUAACUGCAGAUAAAGACAAAGUCGAGCUAAGUUUUAUACUGUGUGCUGUUUAUCUGCUGCUCGGCAUGGCGCUUAUAGCUAUGUGUUUCAACUUAAUGCAGGAAGAAGUCGUACACAAUAUGCGCGCUAUAAAGCGUGCAUUUAAAGCCUGCUUUCGGUGCAGCGGAAGCCCGUAGCUCUGGACAGGUCACAAAUCCGUGUCGUACAAAUAAUAACCAAAUAUACAUAUUGCCUG